Molecule: messenger RNA, 1165 nt
Organism: Cannabis sativa
Lineage: Eukaryota; Viridiplantae; Streptophyta; Magnoliopsida; Rosales; Cannabaceae
Product: peroxiredoxin-2E-2, chloroplastic
Exons: 1
Coding region: 171-863 (230 amino acids)
Biological process (GO): hydrogen peroxide catabolic process; cell redox homeostasis; cellular response to oxidative stress
Cellular component (GO): cytoplasm
Molecular function (GO): thioredoxin peroxidase activity
Source: RefSeq, a predicted model, not a curated record
AUGGGAAAGUAAUGUCACUACUCACCCACCACACCGCUACACUCAUUCACACGUGACUCACGUGACUAUCUCCUCUCAAAUCCCCUUGUUGUUCCCUCCGCCCAAAAUCCUAACCGAAAAACAAUCUCCAACACUUCUCUCUCUCUCUCUCUAUUCUCCACCUAUCAACAAUGGCGGCCUCUCUCUCAAUCUCAAGGCUCCUCACAGCUCCAUCAGCCACUCUCUGCCUCUCCACCACCGCAACUGCUUCUCUCUUCCCAUCCAAAACACUACUCUCCUCUCGUCUCUCUUUCACUUCCUUCGCCCUCAACAACCGCCACCUCCCAAAGCCACUCCGUUUCUCCACCGCUAAAUCAACCUCAACAAUCUCCGCCACAAUCGCCGUCGGCGACAAGCUUCCGGAAUCAACCUUGUCUUACUUAGACGCCGCCGGAGAAGUCCAGACCGUCACCGUCUCUGACCUCACCAAGGGCAAGAAAGCCGUACUCUUCGCCGUUCCCGGCGCUUUCACCCCGACCUGCUCGCAGAAACACCUCCCCGGAUUCGUGGAGAAGUCAGCGGAGCUGAAAUCGAAAGGCGUGGAUACCAUCGCCUGCAUUUCGGUGAACGACGCCUUCGUGAUGAAGGCUUGGAAGGAGGAUCUGAAGGUAAACGAUGAGGUUCUUCUGUUAUCCGAUGGAAAUGGGGAUUUCACUAGGGCAAUUGGUGCGGAGCUAGAUUUGAGUGACAAGCCAGUCGGGCUCGGAGUUAGGUCUAGGAGAUACGCACUAUUGGCCGAAGACGGCGUCGUUAAGGUCCUCAAUUUGGAGGAAGGUGGUGCCUUCACCUUUAGCAGCGCCGACGAUAUUCUCAAAGCCCUUUAAGUUUAAUCUCGGCUCUUUUCAAAGGUAUUUUCUGUUUAUUUUUUUUUACUCUUUAGAAUAAAUGUUAGUGUACGGACGUUAUGAGCUUUCCGGUCAGGCAGUCAUGGAAAAAUGUUGUUGAGCUUUUGGUUUCAGAUAACAAUGUCAGAAAUGUGGUUCAUAUUUAUAUUAUGAUAAUGAUGGUGAAAUGGGUUAGUCCAGUAGUCUUUUGAUCUUUCAAUAAGGCUCAAAUGAAGUAGAUUAACAACAUAAUUCAUUGUUAAAUUUGAUACGUUCAAUUCAAAAUGUUGUUUGUUUGGAUU